Molecule: messenger RNA, 570 nt
Organism: Penicillium angulare
Lineage: Eukaryota; Fungi; Ascomycota; Eurotiomycetes; Eurotiales; Aspergillaceae
Exons: 1
Coding region: 1-570 (189 amino acids)
Source: RefSeq, a predicted model, not a curated record
AUGGCAUUCCCCGCUUCCUUCCGACUAGGACUUGAUAUCACAAAUGUUGUUGGGCCGCUCGUAAAGACAAUUCUCCUCCUGGGCUCGGUUGACAUUUUCCAGGAAAUCAAACGGUCUAAGUCGGAUGGCAUUACAGGGCUGCAUCUCGAGGCUCUCAUUGGCCGUCACCGAGUAGCGGAGUAUAUGAAAGAGAAUUUUCAGCGCAUCGUUGCUCAGUCACAUCAAACUAUAUUCUCUAGAAUUCUUCAAAAUGAAGGCUUCGUUCUUGAAGCUGGAGCUGGGCCGAGUGUUCGACAAGCGCUUACCGAUUCAAACCCAGCUUGGCUUUUAAUGAUCAUUCAAAUGUCUGUCCUUGGUUUCUCAAAUGAGCAAGAAUCCCUAGCGCAGGCAAUCACAACUGUGACGAGUGAGAUGCUUCACUCAUCGGCAGUGGAUAAGAGGCAGGAUCUAGACUACGUAUCCAUCCUAGCCGCUCUCAGUGCCUGUCAGCAACAAACCGCCAAUUUUGUCUAUGUGGACUUUUUCGAAAGAACAGAAAAAAAGAUUCACGACGCUAUAAGAAACUCUUAA